Molecule: messenger RNA, 1119 nt
Organism: Symbiodinium sp. CCMP2456
Lineage: Eukaryota; Dinophyceae; Suessiales; Symbiodiniaceae
Source: the annotation of a GenBank genome assembly
AUGAAAGUCGCGGGCACACACAACCUCGAAACAACACCAAAGAAGACUGUCUCAGGUGCAAACGGCGACUCGCUUCGGCAUAGCUGCACCCUCUGUGUUGAGCUCUCGGACCUGCUGAAGCCCGCCAUUGCUACUCUUGAGAGCAGUUUGGGAACUGCCUUGGACAGAGCACGCGCGGAGGUGAACAACCAGCUCACCGGUGAGAAGCUUGCGGAGCUUCAGGGUAGCAUGGACCAGUUCACAGCGCCGCUGCAAGAGUUCACGGAGUCGAUGCAUGGACUCUUUGGGCCUUUCGUGGAGCAAGACCUGCUCCAGCAGAUUGAAGACGGGCUGCGGCUGUAUGGGCCCCUCGCAGUUUGUUUUUUUGCAGCAGUCGCUGGCUUGCUGGCAUGUUGCGGCAUGUGCUCGAUGUGCUGCUGGUGCCGUAUUCAACGCGGAGCUGUGCAGGCCAAAGCCCACCGCUGCGCAUGCUGCACAUGGUGCUGUGGAUGCUACUACAUUUGGGUUACUUUCCUGGUUGGCGGCACCCUCCUUCUGGUCUCAGUUCCUCUGGCAAGUUUCUGCUUGAUCCUCGACGACUUCAGCGGACAGACUCUGCAGGACAUGUCCGGGGCACUUGGCCUGGACAUGACAGGCCCGCAAACAGCGAUCAUGCUGAAAAUGGUUGAUCAAUGCUUCCAAAAGCCGGGGACGAGUUCCUCAAAUGCAGCCCUUUUGGACAUCAUCACCGUGGAGUCCAACGGUACAACACAGACAAUGAGGCAGCAAGUGGUGGGCGGAGUCACCGACCAGAUCAGCGCACAGUUCAAUGGCCUCACUAGUGGCAAUGCGACCCAGAUCCGCUCAGAUGAAAACGUCCAGAAACUCCUGCAAACAAUCCAGAACUUCAGUAUGGACGUCAUGAUGCUCCCGGACCUUCCCGCAGUUGCACAGGAGGACCCAUACAAGAACAUGAACUUGAAUCAAACUUUGGCGAAGUUCUUUGCAUCCUCUGGAGCCUGCGACGACUUCGAAUGGGAUGGUCGAUCCACUUUUGGCCGGCCGCUCAUAUUCCGUGAAGCGACUUCGUUUCCGCAUUUCUUUAUGCAUGUCGGAUUUAGGUUCGUUGGUCUGCCCUAG